Molecule: messenger RNA, 2846 nt
Organism: Fomitiporia mediterranea MF3/22
Lineage: Eukaryota; Fungi; Basidiomycota; Agaricomycetes; Hymenochaetales; Hymenochaetaceae
Product: Pkinase-domain-containing protein
Exons: 7
Coding region: 1-2517 (838 amino acids)
Biological process (GO): protein phosphorylation; regulation of cytokinesis; mitotic cell cycle
Cellular component (GO): centrosome; spindle pole body; spindle pole
Molecular function (GO): ATP binding; protein kinase activity; protein binding
Source: RefSeq, a predicted model, not a curated record
AUGUCUGCUCACGUUCAAGUUCAACACGCUCGCGACUUCCAGCCUGGACUGGCCACUCGUCGUACACCGUUUGCGAACACUGGCAACCAAUUACCCGUUGCUGCAGAGGUGGCGGCUGCGGUAUUACCUCAGAAGGCUCACAAGCAGCCUGCCUCACCUCCUCUACCCCGGCAGAACACCAAAACUGCCCCUCCCUCCCCGCCUCAAGUCAUCCGUGACACUGCUCAUGCCGUGUCAUAUUCCCGGGUUGGUUUCUUAGGAGAAGGUGGCUUUGCCCGAGUCUAUGAAGUACAAGAUCGGAAGGGUCAACGUCAAGCAAUUAAGGUGGUCACCAAAGAUUCUCUCAAAACGAAGAAGGCUAAGACAAAAUUGUAUGCAGAAAUCAAGAUACACCGCUCGCUCAAGCAUCCCAACAUCGUUCAGUUCGGAGAUUGUUUCGAAGACAACGAGAAUGUCUACAUGACCCUCGAGCUGUGCGAGGCAGGCUCCCUCAUGGACAUGCUUCGCAGACGUCGCCGUUUUACGGAACCAGAAUCUCGGUUUUUCAUGGUUCAACUUAUUGGAGCGUGCCAUUACAUGCACACGCACCAGGUCAUCCAUCGCGACCUCAAACUCGGCAACUUAUUCCUUGAUGCCGAGAUGAACGUCAAGGUUGGUGACUUUGGACUUGCCGCACUAAUUGAGAAUCCCGGGGAACGAAAGAAGACAAUCUGCGGUACACCCAAUUAUAUCGCACCAGAGGUCCUAUUCGACACGGCAAAUGGUCAUAGCUUCGAAGUUGACACAUGGUCCAUCGGUGUUAUUCUCUACACGCUCGUAAUCGGAAAGCCUCCUUUCCAGACUAAAGAAGUCAAGACCAUAUAUAAACGUAUCCGCGAUAACGAAUACGACUUUCCCCAGGAGCGUCCCGUAUCAUUGGAGGUGCAGAAACUUAUCCAGGCGAUCUUAACGCACGAUCCCAAACAACGCCCGACUUUACAUGACAUCGUGGACGAUGAAUUCUUUACCAAUGGGACAGUUCCCGGAUACAUUCCUCGCACUGCGCACGACAAAGCUCCCGACUUCCGACAUAUCAGCCGGGCGACUUCAAAGCUGAACCUCGACCGUCUUCGUAGACAUGCACUUCUCGAUGAAGAUCAACAUCCUAUCAAUGUGCCAAGUGUUUCGGCUAAUAUGAGCAAGAUGUCUUUGAGUGGAACGGCAAAUGCAAGCUCACUCAAUUCAAGUGCAGCUGCGUUGGCCCAGCAAGAACGCGAGUUCCAGCGUGCAGUUCAACCAAGCAGCCCCAUCUCAGCCCUACUUGGCGCGGCACGUCAACCGCUUGUUAUGGGAGCCGGAGGAAAUGCCAAUGGGCGUGAACGUGAACAGCCGUUGAUUCGUAAACUGCAAGCCGCGCAAAGAGAGGGCCGCUCUCCAGGCCGACCACUCACUGAGAGUCGAGCUUCGUCGUUAGCCUCGAGCGCAACAGGUUACGUGCCGAGCCGUGCACACACGGCAGACCUCCAAGACAUCGAGGAGGAGAACGAGCCAGAGACGAAAGAAGAAGCGUUCGUUCGGCGAAAGGAAUUAGAGGCACAAAAGGCCCGAAUCGUAGCGCAGAUGACUUCAGAACCUGCAACGAAUGCAAUGCGUCAUGCGGCUGAAUUAGAAGAUAUGGAGAACAUUCCUCCACAGUCAAGGAGAGUUGCUUCCGGUGGAGCGAAACGCGAGCCUGUAAAGGAUUUGCGAAGCUCAGUCCAGGCUCCUGUGAAGAUGCAUGGCUUUGAUGCUGUUGCUCAUACAUUGAGCGUGGCAUUCGAUGCUAAGGCUAAGGGGAAGCUGUUCAGGGAUCCGCGAGCGGACGUGGAUUUACCCGAUGCAAAGGUCUUCAUUGUGUCUUGGGUGGACUACUGUAAUAAAUACGGGAUGGGCUACGCAUUGACCGACGGGUCUGUUGGCGUUCACUUCAACGACAGUUCAUCCAUCGUUAUGUCACCAGACAAAGAUCACCUUGAUUAUAUAACGUCUAAGCAAAAUGGCGCGGCGUACACGCGGAAGAACUUCACGGUCAACCAGUACGAAGAGGGCCUGAAGAGCAAGGUAUAUCUCUUGAAGCACUUCGAACGCUAUAUUAUGGAUCGAUUGUACGGCGAAUAUCCGUUCACAUUUGAAGACGUGGAACGAGCGAAGGGCAUGGACUUUGUACAGAAAUACCUUCGUAUGAAGCAUGUCAUUGUUUUCAAGCUCAGCAACGGUGUUUUGCAGUUCAACUUCUUCGACCACACGAAAGUGAUCUUAUCAAGUCGAGGGUUACUCGUAACGCACAUCAACAAAGACUACGAGCUUUCGCGAUGGAGUCUGAGUGAGCUUAUGGCGAUGGCGUUGCGACCCGUGUCUGAUCCGGCCGAGGCGAAGUUGGUGUCGCGACUGAUGGACAAACUCAAGUACUGCAAAGAGGUUUUGAAUUCGAUAAAGAACGCUAGUGGUGGGGUUGGAUGUGCUGAACCUCCUUCGCCGGGUUCUAGUGGGGACGAAUGAGCCGGUAGGGCUGAUACGUCUUUUCCUUAUUAGAAGCUACCUUUCAUGUCUCUCCCUCUCUCAUACACUUCUUCGUUGUUCUUUUUCGUCUCCCUCGCAAAGUCCAUACAUAUGUAUCAUACACGUGCAUCGAUCUGUCCUGUACGUUCAGCGUUAGGCUGCUCGUUCGCAUUUUCCCCUACCAUUCCGCUUUCAUCAUGCUCAUGAACCUUGACAUGCAUCAGAGACGAUACUUAGCAAUAGUCCCUAGUUUUGUGUCUCGGUAGUGUGUCCAUACAUAAGUACUGUUUUCUUCCUUCAAAUUUUCUGUUUUUCUUUUCUCUAGCUAU